Kazachstania africana CBS 2517 is the source of this 1734-nucleotide messenger RNA. It is a transcript of the gene ITR2, whose product is annotated as myo-inositol transporter ITR2. Gene Ontology annotation, cellular component: membrane. Gene Ontology annotation, molecular function: myo-inositol:proton symporter activity. NCBI's taxonomy places the organism in Eukaryota, Fungi, Ascomycota, Saccharomycetes, Saccharomycetales, Saccharomycetaceae. Gene Ontology annotation, biological process: transmembrane transport. The transcript has a single exon. The coding region runs from base 1 to 1734 and encodes 577 amino acids. The record is from RefSeq and is a predicted model, not a curated record.
AUGACAAAAAUAUCUCCUCGUAGGGAUGAUGAAGCUAUUUCGUCUACUAUAGUACCACAAUUUAAAGAUGAUAUACAUUCCGAUGAUACUAUUUCAAAUCAUAAUGAUAUCGAUAUUAAUUCAGAUUCAGACAACGAAAAUUUCGACGAUGACGAUGAUAGAAUCGUUAUCAGACCUGUAAAUGAUGAAGACGAUACUUCAGUAAUGAUCACUUUCAAUCAAAGUGUAUCUCCAUUCAUUAUUACAUUAACUUUUGUAGCAUCUAUCUCAGGUUUCAUGUUCGGUUACGAUACUGGUUAUAUAUCAAGUGCUUUGGUGUCCAUCGGUACUGAUUUGGAUAAUAAAGAACUAACUUACGGUGAUAAAGAAUUUAUCACUGCAGCUACGUCUUUAGGUGCUUUAAUUUCAAGUAUAUUCGCCGGUGUUGCUGCUGAUAUGUACGGUAGAAAACCAUGUCUAAUGUUUUCCAAUGUCAUGUUUUUGAUUGGUGCUAUUUUACAAAUUAGUGCAAGCAACUUUUGGCAAAUGACAGUUGGUAGAUUAAUUAUGGGGUUCGGUGUUGGUAUCGGCUCUUUGAUUUCUCCACUUUUUAUUAGUGAAAUUGCACCAAAAAUGCUUAGAGGUAGACUAACAGUCAUCAACUCAUUAUGGCUAACUGGUGGUCAAUUAAUUGCUUAUGGUUGUGGGGCAGGUCUCAAUCAUGUCCAUAACGGUUGGAGAGUACUAGUCGGUCUAUCUUUAAUUCCAACCGUAGUGCAAUUCACUUUCUUCUUCUUUUUACCUGAUACUCCUAGAUAUUAUGUUAUGAAAGGUCAAUUUGAUAAAGCUAAAGCUGUUUUAAAGAAAAGUUACCAUGAUGCCCCUGACGAAUUAAUCGAUUUGAAAGUUGAAGAAUUGGCUGCAUUGAAUAGUUCAAUUCCAGGUAAGACUGAAUUUCACAAGGCUAUCAAUGCUGUUAAAGAAUUACACACAGUUCCAUCAAAUUUCAGAGCUUUAUUAAUCGCCUGCGGUUUACAAGGUAUCCAACAAUUUACUGGUUGGAAUUCUUUAAUGUAUUUUUCAAGUACAAUUUUUGAAACUGUCGGGUUUUCAAAUUCAUCAGCGGUCUCUAUCGUGGUCUCUGGUACAAAUUUCAUUUUCACUCUAGUUGCCUUCUUUGCCAUUGAUAAAAUAGGUCGUAGAUACAUUCUGUUGAUCGGUUUACCAGGUAUGACAGUCUCUUUAGUCAUGUGUGCAAUUGCCUUCCAUUUCAUUGGUAUCACUUUUGUAGGUAGUGACGCUUACGUUCAACAUUCAGGUUUUACCAGUUGGGGUAUCAUUAUUAUUGUAUUCAUCAUAUUAUUCGCCGCAUUCUACGCUUUAGGUAUCGGUACCGUUCCAUGGCAACAAUCUGAAUUGUUCCCACAAAAUGUAAGAGGUGUAGGAACAUCUUUUGCUACUGCAACAAAUUGGGCAGGUUCAUUAGUUAUUGCUGCAACAUUUUUAACAAUGUUACAAAAUAUAACACCAACAGGUACUUUCUCCUUCUUUGCCGCUUUAUCUUUUGUUUCCAUCUUCUUAUGUUAUUUCUGUUAUCCAGAAUUAUCAGGCCUUGAAUUAGAGGAAGUUCAAACGAUAUUGAAAGACGGUUUCAAUAUAAAAGCCUCAAAAGAAUUGGCCGAAAGGAGGAAGAAACAGGCUGCGAGGGUUCAAGAUUUGAAAUUUGAACCAACUCAAGAAAUUACUGAGGCAUGA